Amphimedon queenslandica is the source of this 1460-nucleotide messenger RNA. Its product is annotated as kielin/chordin-like protein. Gene Ontology annotation, molecular function: BMP binding. The transcript is spliced from 10 exons. NCBI's taxonomy places the organism in Eukaryota, Metazoa, Porifera, Demospongiae, Haplosclerida, Niphatidae. Gene Ontology annotation, biological process: negative regulation of BMP signaling pathway; cell differentiation. The coding region runs from base 111 to 1274 and encodes 387 amino acids. The record is from RefSeq and is a predicted model, not a curated record.
AAUCUGAACCAGUUAUCAGCUGACACAAGAAGGAUUAUUAUAAAGGAAGGACCUCUAGUCUCUCUCUCUCUCUCUCUUCAUAGCAACAUUAUCACAGUGUAUAUGCAAUAAUGUCCUCUUCAAUGCUAAGCUCUAUAAGCUUAUUGGCUGCUCUUCUCUCCCUCACUGCAGCAAGUAGUAACUUUGGUGUAUACAACAGUACAGUAAAGCCUAUCUGGGUCCCUGGGUUCAAGUCUUGCAACUACAGAGACCAAACAUUCGAGAUUGGUGAAAAAUUCAAUCCUUCCAUUACUGUGAAUGAGAAAUUGGUCAAAAACACCUGCUCAAUCUGCACCUGCCAGCCAACAUCACUGGUCCAGUGCACACAAGUUAUUUGCCCAAAACUGAAUUGCUCCAAUUAUAUCAAACUGCCAGGAGAAUGCUGCAGUCGUUGUAUAAAUGUUACACUGGGUGAUGAUGAUCAUCAAUGUGUUGUAGAUAAUGUGACUUAUGAACAUGGAGAUAUUUUUCAUCCAGUACACAGAAAUGAUGGGUCUAACCCCUACUGUAUGAGCUGUCAAUGCAAUAAUGGUACUGCUCAAUGCCAAGAUGUUAAGUCAAGUUGUCCAGAGCCAGUUGGUUGUUCAGAGGAAAAUCAAUUUGUUCCAGAUGGUCAUUGUUGCAAAACAUGCCGGCUUCCCAAUACUGAAAAAGGAGAAUGCUUCGAUGCAUUUAAUAAUAUUCGUCAAAAGAAUGAAACCUGGUCACCAGAACUAAAUGGGAUAAUUUUGUGCAGCACUACAUGCCAAUGCAAAGAUUCAAAGAUUAGAGCUGUUUGCUUAGAGAGACAAUGCCCUGUUCCACCUGCAUGCAAACCAGGUGAAUUCCCUCGCACUGUUAACUGCUGUCCCACUUGCUCAUUUGAUAACACUGCUCCUCCUCCUGCACUCAGUGGAUCCGGACCUACUCCUCCUCCCUGCAACGGCACUAAAUAUACUCAUAAGGUAUACUUGUGUCACGAUGAUACUGGAAUGGCAAUAGAAGACACUAGAAACAACACUGUACAGUUCUACAAUUGGAUAAAUGCUGGAGUAAAGAAUAUACAAUACAUGACAUCGGAUGAAUUCAAUAACAGCCCUUGUGCAAAGAAGAGUGUUGGAAUGGCUUUACAAAGAAGAGUCAAUGGGUUGACUGCUAGGGAAAGCAAGGUCAAAAAGAUUAACAAUUGCAAGAUUCAUUGUGCUAAAAUGGUUGUUGACAUGCUGAGACCAGUGCAAAAUUGUGGCAUGCAAUAAUAUCAAUUAAACAAAUGAUGAUGUCCGCUAUCAAAAAUAACUGAUUGUAAAUUAUCAUUAUUAUCAUUAUUAUUAUUAUUAUUAUUAUUAUUAUUGUUUAUGAUUAUGAUUAUUAAUACAAUAUGAGACACUUAACCUAAGUUUUGGCUUCAUAAUAUUUACCUUAAUCAAUCUCUCUUUAACUUA